Paramuricea clavata is the source of this 4899-nucleotide messenger RNA. The record is from the annotation of a GenBank genome assembly. Lineage: Eukaryota; Metazoa; Cnidaria; Anthozoa; Malacalcyonacea; Plexauridae.
CUUGACGGCAAUAUCUGACCGGUAGGAAUCGGGCCAAAGGAAUCUGUUAAUUCCCAAUAUCUGACCAGUAGGAAUCCCCUAAGUCCUAAUAUCUGACCGGUAGGAAUCCGCUCAUCCAUAGGGGGGGUGCGGAUAAUAAAUGGAAUGACCCCAUGUUCUGGUCUUCUGGAAAUUGAGAUUACAAACAAAAUUGAAUAUGGAGAAGGAAAGGAAUUAUGCAUUAUCUCUUCUCUCAAAGCUAAAUACUUUCCAAAAAGACACAUUAUUUUGUGAUGGAAUAAUAAAGAUAGUUGGCAAACAAUUUAGUAUUCACAAAGUCAUAUUAUCAGCAGCCAGCCCGUAUUUUCGCACGUUAUUUUGCAAUGGCAUGGUAGAAACGUUCUCGCUUGAGGUGGAAUUACAAGGUGUUUCUUCUGAAUGCUUUGGCUUGCUUCUUGAUUAUAUUUACAGAGGAAAUAUAACUGUAACUUCAAGUAAUGUUGAACAACUUGUAGAAGCUGGACGGCUGUUUCAGUUGGAUGAUAUAGUAGAAUAUUGUUGCGAUUUUUUAAUCAGUGAAUUGACUGUAGAGAAUUGUUUAGGAAUUCUAUCGUUAGGCCAACUUCACUCGUGUAUUUGUUUUUCUACAACAGUCUUAAAUUAUGUGCACUUGCAUUUUGAAGAGGUUUGCAAGAAUGAUGAAUUUUUGCAACUAGAGUGGUCAAUAUUGCUGUCAUUUCUUGAAUCAGAUAGUAUCAAAAUUUCUAGUGAGGAUGAUGUAUUUAUUGCUGUGUUGAAAUGGGUUACGUAUGAUACUGAGAAUAGGUGUGGAUAUAUUAAACAGUUACUGAAUCAUGUCAAACUUCCACUGGUAUCUCCCAGAAUUGCUGAAACACAUUGUGCUUUAUGUCAAGAUGAUGGGUCAAUGAUGUAUGAAGCAUAUAGUACAUGUUUGCAAGAACAAUUACUGUGUUCCAAAAUCUCUACCUGCCCCAGAACUUAUUCAAAGAGAUAUUUUUAUAUUAUUGGUGGUCUGAUACAAAGGCAAGAUGGUACAUUAUUAGAUCGUCUUGAAUCAUUAGCAAAUGUUGAGAGAUGUGAGGUGCCAGCACAAGCUGCCGAUGCAAAUCUUUCCUUUGAAUUCUUACAGACAAACAAUGUUCAACCAAUGAAUCAACCUAGAAAUAGUUUAGCAGUAACGUCUUUAAAUGGUUUAAUAUAUGCCAUUGGUGGUGAAGAGGAAUCAUUCAUAUACGACAGUGUCGAGUGUUACAACCCAAUUGUUGACCAAUGGAUUGUAAGAGGGUCAAUGUUGUCACCUCGUGUAAACCAUGGUGCAUGUGUUAUUGAUGGUGAGAUAUAUGUUCUUGGAGGAUGGAUUGGUGAAACAAUUGCUAGAACAAUGGAAAAAUAUAAUCCAGGUGAAGACACUUGGGUCGUUGUUGGAAAUAUUCCAACACCUCGUUCUGAUGCCGGAGUUUGUGAAGUGAAUGGUUUAAUAUAUAUCAUUGGUAUGUACUGGUAUUAUGGAGAUAUAAAUAGCUUGACCAUAUCAGUCAGCAAUCAGUCAGUACAAUCAAGGGGGUUUAUUUAGAGUGUUGGGAAGGGAUGGUUGGGCAGGUCUUUAGAAAUUUAACAAAAACAAAUUUUCAAAACAAACCAAACCCAAUUUAAACAAAGUAAUAAACCUCAAUUAUUGUCGAUUUCAGAUGACUUUUCAAAGCGUGGUUCCCAAUUUUGUUGUCAACUUGCCAAUUACAUUUCCAAAUUUGGAAGUUGGGCAGGAACUUCAAUUGCAAACAAAUGUAAAAAUUUCAUUUAUAAAUUUAUUUAAAAAGGCAUUUUUAUCUUGGGAGACCACUGGACCAAUAUUUUACUGCAGUAAUAUGUACAUAUGGCCUUAUACAGUAGUUUCAACUCCAACUAUGAAUAUUCAGGGUUUCAGAAUGAUUUGAAGUAAGCAGUUGUACCAAAAAAGUAGCCGGCUGUGACUGAUAGUUAAAAAAACGCGCAGGGAGGGGGAGGCAUUUCCUUGCAUGGAAAUUUAAAACAUUUUCGCGCGCAAAUUAACGAUCAGAUAAUAUAGAAUAAGUGAGAAGAUAAAGUACAACUGUUCACUUGUUAGAUUUAGAUGUCAUUUGCAUUUAUACUUGUAAGUGACAAUGUACUUUAAUGUGCUACUUGUAGUUUAAUCACGAAGGUGUUUGCUGUCCGGAAAAUGAAAACGCAAUUUACAAAAAUAAUUACGCAUACUCUACGCACAGACAUAUUACAGUAGCUGAGUAGCAUGCAGUGCCGUAGAAAGCUCUUUUUGAUUAGGGGCUGAGAACGAGGGCCGAAGGCCCAAGGAAAUUUUUUAAUUUAGAGUCUCUGAAAUGCCAUUUCCUGGACUUUGGGGAAGUUUAGAACAGAAUUCUGAUGGUCAGAAAACAGCAUUUUAGUAUGUCGAAAUUUACAAUUUGUUUACAAUUUAGUAGUACUAAAUGGGCGAAGGCAUAUGUUAUACAAAUAAUGAAUGUUUAUGAGUGCAAUGGUAAGAAUAUUUUCAUGAGGUGAAAGAUGGAAUGUUCCAUUCAACGAGGCGACAGCCGAGUUGAAUGGAACAUUCCAUCUUUCACCGAAUGAAAAUAUUCUUACCAUUGCACAAAGAAACAUUCAUUAUAAUAAUAAUAAUAAUAAUAGCUUUAUUCAUCCAUCUUAAGAUAAAAAAGUACAAUGGACUUACAAUUACUUGUUUAAGAAAGUAUAUAUGCUGCGGAUAUGUCUUUAUAUUACAAAUUGUUGUAAGAUAAUUUAGAAAACUAACUAAGAAGUUAAAACUAAUAAAUUCUUUAAUCUAAUAAGUUCUUCUAAUAAGUUAAAACUAUUUAUACAUAUUUACAAUACCAAAUAAAUAUUGUUUUAUAUAAUACCAAAAUAGACUAAUAGAUUCAUAUGAGAAGCAUUUUGAGGGAUGCGAGUCAGAGAUCAGUUUAUACUGACAAUACAAUUAUAUUAUAUUAAAUUUUCUCUGUUUAACAACUAAAAUUUUGUUAUACUAUUAUUGCCGUAAUUUUCCGAAUGGCCAACCCAAUUUUCUGAAUAUGUUAAUUCUAAAAAAGUUGGGGGGGGGUAACCCCCCCCCUCACUACGUCCCAGAGUUUUUUACUUCAUCACUUUAUCAUAAUUAAUUCGUUGUCAAAGAAUUAGUCACUUGCCAAAAACAUUUACCAAAGUGGCUCUGAAGGUUCUCUGGCUCACUGUCAAAUUCGGAUUCCCCAAUGGCAAUGCUUAAGUCACUGUCAGAGUCAAGCAGAGUUAUCUUCCAGGAAGAUUCACUUCGACACCAACUUAGUCUUAGAAAGCAAGCUAUGUUUGGUAAUAUAUAUUAUUGAUCUUAUUGAUCUUCCAAAAUAAGUGGUGUUUUGCUUGAAUUCCAAUUGGAACGUAACAAACAUUGUGUUGGUUCGCUUGUACCUUUGUAUAUAAUUUUUUCCUGUGACCAGACGAAAAGUAGCCGGCGGUAAAAGUUCAAGUAGCCGGCGGAACUCCGCCGGCCGCCGGCUUAUUUUGAAACCCCUGAAUAUUUACAAUCAAAGUUCGAACUUUGAAAUGAACUCGGAGGGUGCAUCAGGGUGCAUAAUUGCCACUUAAAGGGUUAAGAGGAUGCAAGUUGGACGCAUCAGGGUGCAUUGCCACUUACAGGGUUAAGUUAAGUAUUGACUAUUCUGUAAACUUAUAUUGGAAUUGUAUCUGAAUUCCGAUAUUUCAUUUAAUAUAUUUUUUAAAAUUUUUUUCUGAAUUCCGAUAUUUCAUUUAAUAUAAUAUUUUGCUUGACCACAAAUAUUCCAACAACAUAACAAAUUUCCAAUUUUCCGACGGGUCUCAACAAUGGGGGGGGGCAUGUCCCCUAUGGCCACAGCAACCCCCCACCCCCCUGGCCACAACACCCCUGCGCAGUUGUUCAAAGCCCGAUUAUCACUUUAGAACCCAGUGUUAAAAUUUAACCUAUUAUUUUGGUUUGUGCAUUUCUACAUGUCUGUUUAUUUCAAAACUUCAGAAAAGAAAACUCUUAUUGUUCCGACCAGAUUUCUGAAGGAAUAUAUCCAAGUUUACAAACAAGCUGCUGGGAAAUUUGCUCUGAAUUUUGAGUUAACCCACGAUCAAGGUAACCAGCGUUUGAACAACAGGCCCAAGAGUUUUAUUUAUAUUUUAGGUGGUAUAGGUAUCCAUGGAGACUCUCUUCGGACAGCUGAUUGUUACGAUUCAGUGAGGGAAAGAUGGAGUAGUAUAUCUCCUAUGCUUCACAAAAGAACAGCCUGUGCUCUUGUAAGUUGUGACAACUAUAUUUAUGCCAUAGGAGGUAGGAGUUCUCAUGAUAGUAUUGAAGACAGCGUUGAGAGAUAUGAUGUACAAAAGAACCAAUGGGAAGAAGUUGCACCUCUACCAUUUGCUCGUCAAUCUGCAUGUGCUGCUUGUUUUGAUAAGUAUAUUUAUGUCUUUGGUGGAACAAAAUAUACACCAGAUCAGGUCGAAUAUUUGAAUAAUAUUGAAUGUUAUGAUGUUGUACAAAACAAAUGGUCAACUGUUGGUCAACUGCAUUCCAAACUAUCACAUGCUGCAGUUGUUGUUGUAUAGCUGUUAUUGUGUCUAUGUAUAGCUGUUGUCACUGACAAUGUGCAAUUUGGAGUCCUCUGUGACAUUUCAGUUGGUUUUUAUCAAACACAUGUAUAUGGUAACAAAUGAACAAACAAAUCACACAAGUUUAUAAUUAUAGUGGCAAAUGUUAAAUUUGCAUGUAUAGUGAAUAUUGAUUAGGAUACUGAUGUAAAAGACACCUGCUCGACUACCUCAACUACCAGUGUGAUCGAAUGUAUUCUGACACUGUAAACCCACUAUUCAACUACCAGCAUAUAUUAUUAUUUUUAUUAUUAUUAUUAU